Anoplopoma fimbria (sablefish) is the source of this 3388-nucleotide messenger RNA. It is a transcript of the gene b4galnt1a, whose product is annotated as beta-1,4-N-acetyl-galactosaminyl transferase 1a. Gene Ontology annotation, molecular function: hexosyltransferase activity. The record is from RefSeq and is a predicted model, not a curated record. The coding region runs from base 175 to 1782 and encodes 535 amino acids. Gene Ontology annotation, cellular component: Golgi membrane. NCBI's taxonomy places the organism in Eukaryota, Metazoa, Chordata, Actinopteri, Perciformes, Anoplopomatidae. The transcript is spliced from 12 exons. Gene Ontology annotation, biological process: ganglioside biosynthetic process.
CGCAAGGAUGUUGGAGUUGCCUAACUAUAACAGGUGUGUGGUUGGGCUAACGAACCAAUAGGAGUGGCUCUAAACCAACACAGGAUGCGCUUGAACAUUGCCCUGCAACUGCACAGACAACUGUCAUACAACCGGAAAAGGAGUUAACUUGAAGGCGCUGGAAAUAUUUAUCUUAUGAUUACAACAACGAUGCCUGCCACCUAUAAGAAGUGUUUUGGUCUGCUUUUGAUCGGGGGACUGUUGCUAUUCCUUUUUUUUGCUUGGAGCCCUGGGACCAGCUCAGGAGUUGACAUACAGCGAAGACAGGGGGGUCUAAUACAGAAACUCCUCCAAGGGAAAAUCCAAGAGACACUCAGUGGCUACAAUGACAUUGCCUACCAUAUAAAGGAAGAUGUGGCAAGUCAUUUGGCUCAAAAUACAUGUAUGUGCCAGGCUGAUGAGGAGACCUUUCAGCUGCCAUUCUCCAAUCUACUGUUCCCACGUGUGUGGGCCCACAGCAUUGAUCUUGCGUUCUUAGAGUCUCAUCCUGACCCAAAAGGUGUGAAGCAUCACAGAGCUCAGGAGUACCGCAGCUUUCAGAAGAGGUCUUACAAUCCUGCAGAUGAGCUUAUUGUAGCUGAGGCCAACAGUCCUCUUCAGUAUCCCACCCAGGGCGUGGAGGUGCGACCCCUCAAAACGAUCAUUAUUCCUGGUUUGGGUCUUAAAGAAGAAACAGGAUCCAACCAUUUGGUUUAUUUGACAGCAACAUUGGGGACUUUUGAUGUUGCUGCUACAGUGGACAGGGUCUCUAUUAAAGGAGAAGGAGAGAAGCACAUGAUACUUUCUAGUCCUCUUCUCUCCGCUCUGAACAGGCAGCUGGAGUUCGUCACCUAUACAAACACUGUUUUUCAUCCCAAGACAGCAGAUACAGUUCAGUUUGCUACUGACGUUCACCAGUCAUUUUUCACUAUUAAAGUUGGACAUGGAACCAUACCUAAACUUUACAACUCUGGAUAUCAAGAAGAGUACAAUAUUAGUGCUCUUGUUACCAUUGCCACCAAGACCUUUCUACGCUAUGACAAACUCAAAGACCUCAUUGACAGCAUUCGGCAAUAUUAUCCCACCGUAACGAUAGUGAUAGCAGAUGAUAAUGAACACCCACAGUCAGUGACCGGGCCUCACAUUGAACAUUACAUCAUGCCAUUUGAAAAGGGUUGGUUUGCAGGAAGAAACCUGGCAGUGUCUCAAGUGACAACCAAGUAUGUGCUCUGGGUGGAUGAUGAUUUCAUCUUCACUGCAAACACCAAGGUGGAGAGGAUGGUGGACAUCUUAGAAAAGACCACUCUGGAUCUGGUCGGUGGUGCAGUGAGAGAGGUGACCGGUUACACUGCAACUUAUCGUCACACCAUUUCAGUGGAAGAAGGGGGGGAGGAUGGUGACUGUUUACAUAUCAGAAAUGGCUACUACCAUGUCAUCGAUGGAUUUCCCAACUGUGUGGUAGCUGAUGCAGUCAUCAACUUCUUCCUAGGAAGGACAAGCAAGGUGCAGCAAGUAGGAUUUAACCCCCGCCUGGCCCGGCACGGUCAUCUAGAGUUUUUCAUCGAUGCUCUGGGCUCCCUCCACGUUGGCUCCUGUAGUGACAUCAUUGUAAGCCACGCAUCAAAGAUCAUUCUACCCUGGAGUAAAACAGACUCACAAAAGGCUUAUGACAAAUUUCGCUAUUCAUCUUCCAGUGCUGAUAAUGACAUUCAUAAGGAAGACUUCUACUUCAAGAACAGGUUCAAGUGCAUGACCAGUCACUGAAACAAAUGCUAUUUGUUUAGCUACACCUGAUAUGUGUCAUGUGACAUGUUGCACGGCACUGGCAACAACUCAACAUAUAUGUUAUGCCACUGAAAGGCUUAUUAAUCAUAUUCAUUGUCUUCCCAAAAUCAAACAUGGCUCAUGUAUUUAUCAUGUUAUUUUACUCAGGUAACAUGGAUGUUUAUAACAUGUUUUGAAUGUAUUGUGACUGUAUUUGUGCACUCUAGGUGUAAAAAUGAAAAUGUGAUGUCUUGCUGGGCAAGUAAACUAAAUAUAAAUUAUACUGUUGUAGUAUAUAUUGAGUUAUUAACUUUUGUUAGGCUUGUACUUUAGGUAAUACAAGUGAGGAUAUAAUACAGCUUAUCAUUUAAGGUUAAUUUAUUGUCUUUCUACAACACAGGGUUGCAUUAGAUAACGAAAACAAUUGAGGCCUAAUCCAUUUAUGAUACACAAUAAAAAAUAUUCGACUUUGCAUUAGCCAACUGUCACCAGAAAGUCACUUGACCCAUUGUUCUAAAAACAGUUGUAAUUCCAAUGUUUCACCACAAGAUGGAAACAAAAGAUCAGAGAAUAAUGCCACACAAGUUGAAUGAUUUUCUACCCUAACAUUUGUAUCAUCAUAAGUAGUAUACUAUUUCUACUAGUGGUAUCAGAAGAAUAAGUACAAGCAGUAUUAGUAUUUUCAUACUAAUUAUGAACCCACAUGGUUAGAUUAGAGUGCCUGUGUUUUCCAGUACAUCUCAAUGCAUGCUGUUUUCUGCUGUUUCUGUAUUGUUAUUUAUUGCAUUAAUAAGAACUAAUAUAAAUAACUUCAUGUUGUAUCCUUUCAUAAAAAAUAUUCCACUUUUUUCAUAUAGGUAAAUAUUAGUUUCAGUCAGUCAUUCAGUCACUGGUCUUCCUGGAAGAGUUUGCCGGGUUACUUUUUGAAUAUGUUUGUGUACAUGUUAGUAGGUCUGCCGGUAGAAUCUGGCUUAGUAAACAUUUGGCCAGAGCCUUGUGUACCAUGUUCUAAUUGAAGUGGACUACUUCCUGCCAAUUAGUGAAACACUCCUUGAGCUUUAAAGAGAAAACCCAAAGGGUACAGUGUCUAGAGGCCUCUUUGAAAUAUGCACUGGAAAAAAUUAAUAACUUGGCUAUCCAACAUCAAGCAAGGAAAUAAUUAGGUUUUUUUUCCUUUUUCAUCCUGGGUUUGAACUCACACUGCAUAUAGUUUUAUCAGGUCAAGGUAACAGGAUUACCAUGAGUAGCAGUGGAGGAAAACCUUUAACUGUUGGACAGCAGAGGACAGCAUGGCGGUGAGCAAAGACAUCACUUACAAACAAUGUUAUGGCAUUUACAACUACUGGUCACACAUAUCUUGCACAUCUUUAAGAAGGUUUAGUCAGACUUUGUUUAUAAUGUUUGAGCUUUUUGUAAAAAGUGGUAAAACAGGCAGGAUCAAAAAGUUGCAUCUAAAUGAAUUUUUAAGUUUAAAUGAAAAUAUAUAUGAAUUGACACCAGUGUAGCUUGUAUGAUGCAUGUUGAAUAAACCAUAAUUCUGUAGGACUAAUGACCUGCGUCCUACUUUCCCAAUUUGUGCCCUGGUAAAAAUAAAAGCCAUUGUCUU